UUGAAUAUCCUUGCCAGUUGUGGUAAACCCUCCAAAGUGCCCGAGAAAAAGAACAAGAAAAACGCGACGGAAGUAAAAAACGGCGCAAAAACAAGCACGUUUGUAUACCGUAUAGAUCGGUAGACCUUGCACUUUCGCUCGUCGCGUAUAAAGGAAGCCAAAGCCACGCUCCCGCGUCCAGAUCGUCGCGGAACGCGUCGACGGCACCCACGCAACUCAUUGUUCCGUUUUCCUUAAAAUUACCGUGGUGUAUAGCGUUGUGGUCGUGGAGAGAGAGAGAGAGAGAGAGAGAGAAAAAAACCAAUAAUCGGGAAUUGGAAAGAGAUGCCGGCGGACGAGGAGACGCACAUGAAAAACAGCGCCGGGGGUACGAUCGAGGUGCGGGAGUGCGGGGGUAAAAAAUCGCCGGGACACUCGCCGAGGCGCUGCAAACCCGACGACUUUACAGCGACGGGCGCCAACGACGACACCGACUCGACCAGCAGUACCGAGGACAUUGCCAUGGACCCUCCUGAGGACAGCGCGCCCGGCUUUGCUAGUCUACCCGACAGACGGAGGCACGAGAAGUUCAUCAGGGACGCGGUUGAGAUCAUCCUCAAGGAGGCUGUGUUUGAGGGCACUUCGCGGGACAGCCGCGUGGUGGAGUGGGUAAAGCCGGCGUUCCUGCCGUUGCUGAUCGACCUGUCGCCGGCCUGGCACGGCGAGUCCCACGAGAAGCUGCUCCGGCUGGUGGGCUCCGUGAUCCGGUACAGCGUGAAAACCGGCCACCCGCACUUCAUCAACCAGCUGUACUCGAGCGUCGAUCCUUACGGUCUCGUCGGCCAGUGGCUCACCGACGCCCUCAACCCCUCGGUCUACACCUACGAGGUCUCACCCGUUUUCUCCCUCAUGGAGGAGGCCGUCCUGCAAGAGAUGCGCACCAUCGUUGGCUGGAAGAACGGCGACGGCGACGGGAUAUUCUGCCCGGGAGGCUCGAUGGCUAACGGCUACGCGAUGAACCUGGCGCGCCACCACAGCCACCCGGUGGUGAAGGAGCGGGGGUUGCUGGCGGCCCCGCGACUGGUGGUCUUCACCUCGGAGGACGCGCACUACUCUGUGAAGAAGUUGGCGGCUUUUCUGGGGAUCGGGAGCGCCAACGUGUACGCGGUGAAGGUGGACGAGGUGGGGAAGAUGCGGGUGGACGAGCUCAGGAGGAUGAUCGAGCUCGCGGUGGACGAGGGAGCCCGGCCAAUGAUGGUCUCGGCCACGGCGGGGACCACCGUGCUCGGGGCCUUCGACCCACUCCGGGAGGUCGCGGGGGUCUGCGCGGAGUUUGGCCUGUGGUUUCACGUGGACGCCGCCUGGGGUGGUGGGGCUCUUGUCUCCGGUCGCCACCGGCCGUUGCUCGACGGGCUCGAGCUGGCCGACAGCGUCACCUGGAAUCCGCACAAAUUACUCGCCGCGCCCCAGCAGUGCUCCACGCUGCUUGUCAGGCACAAGGACCUCCUGCAGUCGGCCCACGGGUCGAAAGCCUCGUACCUCUUCCAGCCGGACAAAAUGUACGACACGAGCUACGAUUUCGGGGACAAGCACAUACAGUGCGGCCGCAGGGCCGACGUCCUCAAGUUCUGGCUGAUGUGGAAGGCCAAGGGCACCCAGGGCCUCGAGAGCCACGUCGACCGGGUGUUUGAGCUCUCGAGGUACUUUGCGGACAGCAUAAGGCACAGAGCCGGCUGGCAGCUGCUCCUCGAGCCCGAGUGCACCAACGUGUGCUUCAGAUACGUCCCGCCAUUGAUGAGACACCUGAAGGGCGACCAGCUGCUGCAGGCGUUGCACAAGCUAGCCCCGAUCGUCAAGGGCCGGAUGGUGGAGAAGGGCUCGAUGCUCAUAACGUACCAGUCGAUCCGGGAUCAGCCGAACUUCUUCAGGCUCGUGUUGCAGAAUUCGGGCCUGACCGAGGAGGACAUGCUCUUCUUCGUCGAGGAGAUCGAGAGGCUGUCCGACGAUCUGUGAACUCGCACGGCCCGUUACGAUCGGUUGGAUGUUGUAUGGAUAAAAAUACCCGAGGAGCACGAGGAACUUGUUACCGAUGUCGUUGUGAUAGAUUAUACAAAGAGAUGAGAUUCGGAGUGACGAAAGUAUUCACCUUCCCUCAGUUUUGGCGGAGACUAAGAGUUAUAUAGUAUUGUUUUCCAGUUGUAGUUCAAACUAAGAGAGUAUUACUAUGUUGCCGAGAGGAGCCAGCAAAUAAAAGAAACUUGAAGCAUCA
Messenger RNA from Copidosoma floridanum, 2248 nucleotides. It is a transcript of the gene black, whose product is annotated as glutamate decarboxylase-like protein black. Gene Ontology annotation, molecular function: carboxy-lyase activity; pyridoxal phosphate binding. The record is from RefSeq and is a predicted model, not a curated record. Gene Ontology annotation, biological process: carboxylic acid metabolic process. NCBI's taxonomy places the organism in Eukaryota, Metazoa, Arthropoda, Insecta, Hymenoptera, Encyrtidae. Gene Ontology annotation, cellular component: cytoplasm.